AACAUUUUUUGCAAUCAGUUUUGAAUCAUAAAAGGAUUCAGUCGCAUCCCCGGUCUUUGAUUAUCUCCGAAUAGCAGGAGGCACUUGAUGUAUUUAGAAAAAUACUUGUUGACACACUAAGGAAUUAAUUUAGUUUGGGAUCAGUAGCUCCACUCGCAAUUUAUCUCGCUGUAAAAAAUUUUAUAGUUGAUUUUCUAAAAAAAAUACAUCAUGACUUGUUCUAACGUUUCAAAUAAAACCCAGCGUUCGGAAUUUGUGCUGUGCAUAUCAUUGUUAUUCGUGUGUUUAGCCCAUAAUGUCCAUUGCCAGUCACAAAAGGUGUCCAACGAGAUUGGAGGAAGUGAAAGUUCCUUAUCCAACUUAAUCAAACCUUUAUCAGCCAAAAGUGACAGUGGUAUUGCUCCUGCUGCUUCUAGCAACAUCGGAACGGCGAAUUAUCGGGAGUACGGAUCAGGCUACUAUUAUCAUCCCCAUCAGAAACACGUCGUCUGGAAUCGGGAUUCAUAUGCUGACGCUGCCUCUGAUUUUGGCUACAACCCUACCAAUCAGCAACAUGUUCAUUCAAGUGGUCACAGUGUUCCUAACGCUGAGUACGGAGUUGCGGAAGCUUACGAAGAAGACGGAGCUGGUGGUGGAAUACUUGGAGGACUUGGGGGUUUGGGUGGUUUAGGUGGACUUGCUGGGGUGCUGGGCGUCAAGGGAAUCAAGGGUCUUGGACUCUUAGCUAUUCUGAAGGCAGGAAUUCCAUUGCUGGCUCUCUUGCUCCCAGCAUUGCUGUUACUGCCUCUUGUAUUCUUGUUCCUCCCAGUUCCUGUCAUCACCAUCCCAAGUAAUCCAACUGGCCGAAGCCUCCACCCAGGACUCCGAUUCGGAGAUAUCAGUGCAAGAAUGACACAAUUGGCAAAGAGCGUAAUGAACUCUGAAAAAUGCGUAGAGCGGAUGUCCUGCGAAUUAAGUAAAGUCAGCCAAGGAAGUUUUUUGGAUAAAACUUUGAAACGAGUGUUCUCAAAAUUUGAGAAACAUCUUCCACAACAAAUUCAAAGGAUGGCUCGUGCAUAUAUGGAUCAGUCUUCGCAUUGCAACAAAAAAUACGCUUGCUACUUAGUCGAUGACAAUGUCGUUAGCAAAUCUUCUUAGAUUUAGACCUUGUUAGAAUAUUUAUUGUUUUCGAAUUUCGCAAAUUAAGUUUUUGACACUCAACCGAGAACAUUUCGAUAUGCUUCUAAACUUGGCGUCUAGCUGCGUCACUAGUUACAAGACAACCAUGCAAAUGCCCUGCUAUAGUGCAUUUGAUGAGUUAACCAAUGUAUUUAUAUAGUUACGAACGACGACGUGAAAGACGCUUAAUAAUGACAUGAAUUUUACGAGCUUGACCUACCAACAACAUACUCCACAAGUGAACUUUCGUAAUUAAUAUUGUUCUUUGAAGAAGGAAACCGACACACGUACACACAUAUAUACGCACAUACACAAAUUAGUGAAAAAUGACUGCUCACAUAAAUCGUUGACUGACUUUUACUAUACAAUUACGAUUUAGAAUAAGUACUAUAGUAUAUCAUGUAGCGAGCCGCGUGAUGAAUUUAACCGUGACGAUUGACGAUCUCGAUUAUUAUAUUAGAAUACAGUUAUUCUAUGAAAUAAAAGAAUUACUUGUAUUUAA
Molecule: messenger RNA, 1660 nt
Organism: Folsomia candida
Lineage: Eukaryota; Metazoa; Arthropoda; Collembola; Entomobryomorpha; Isotomidae
Exons: 5
Coding region: 211-1137 (308 amino acids)
Source: RefSeq, a predicted model, not a curated record